Molecule: messenger RNA, 335 nt
Organism: Owenia fusiformis
Lineage: Eukaryota; Metazoa; Annelida; Polychaeta; Sabellida; Oweniidae
Source: the annotation of a GenBank genome assembly
CUUCUUGAGCAAUCGUAAACCAGUCUACACAAGCAGUAGUGGUUUUUCUUUGUUCUCCAUGUGUCUUGAUGGUCAGGCAAUGUGGUACAUCAGCGAUAAAUUUCCCCCUGAUACCAAUAUGUACCACGUGAGAACAGAAACGAGUGAAAAAGUCCCCGUGGAUAUCACAACGUACUGGACAAAUCCGACUGGUUCCAUUGUCGAUGUUAACAUAUACCCCUAUUUAUUUGACACAAUACCAUGUGAUACUGUUUUCGUCUCAGGGCCAAAUGAUCGCCGUUUGUUGGGCCUUUAUUUCUUAUCAAAUAAGUUUUCCAAUGGUAGGCCUCUUUACA